This is a messenger RNA of Suillus subaureus, 2116 nucleotides long. RefSeq lists its product as uncharacterized. The record is from RefSeq and is a predicted model, not a curated record. Gene Ontology annotation, molecular function: 5'-3' DNA helicase activity. The transcript is spliced from 7 exons. Lineage: Eukaryota; Fungi; Basidiomycota; Agaricomycetes; Boletales; Suillaceae. Bases 177 to 1925 code for a protein of 582 amino acids.
UCAAAGAGCUGGGAACCACGAGGACCGCUUGGAAACUGCAGCUAGAGUCAGAACUCAGCAAGCGCCCGCCUAGUCAUGAGGCUUCGGGCCCGGAGCCUCAUUGCAGACCUUGAAAUAGAGUCGCACUCCAUCGUUACACAUUGCCACUCACCACCAUCAUCAUAUCCAAAGCCAUCAUGUCCACAGCAACAAGACUACUCUACCAGAAUGUCAUGGGUGUCGACAGUGGAACGCUAUCAGUCCACAUUAUACCUGAAUCACACUUGAACGAAGAGGAAAAUCAGUUGCGCAGUCUGUUAGAAAGGAACGAGGGACAUGCCCUUGGCCUUGCUGGCGGAUUUGCGCCCACUGGAGAGCUCGCGAUGCUUGCAAUCGCUGACACGUCCACGAUUGUCAUCAUCGAAUUCGAGUUGAGGAAGAGCAAGGGCAACGAACACGAUGAACGCCCUGUCACACCCGCCAGUAAGACACUUGAUCUUCGGAUCGCAAAUGCGAUCGAUAUGCAGAGCGCAGGACCGAAAACACGUGCCCCGCUCGCCACCGUUAAACAGGCCAUUGGUGAUCUUCAUCAUGUACACGAUGGAAACAUCAACAAAGUAUUCUGCGAUGAUACCAUCAUCGAUCAUCCCCUCGUUACUAAGAAUGGCACCAGUUCACUUGCACAACGUGCAUGGAUCGCACACUAUAUCUCGCAACUCCCAACCAUGGACGAUCGUCUCGCGCAAGUGCCUCCAGUGGACACCUUCCGACUCUCUGAUGAGGCGUUGGAAUUCCUUGCAAAGAGCUCGAAGGAUUCAUUCCAACUCGAGCAGAAGAAGCCGACCGAGGUCACGCGCCAGUUUGCCACUUCUAUCGACCAUAAGGACAACCACAUCAAUGCCCAAGCUGACAGAUACCAGAACAAAAUUCGCAAGGGCCAGCAUCAGCGUGCAUUCAUUGAUAUCGGCGGGCGCAGCGGGCGGGGCUUCACUGUUGACGGUCAGGUUGCCAAGUCUAAGGGUCGCACCGCGAAACUCGCUACCACUAACAGUCUCAGUUUCGUUGGCAAGAUCAUCGGUUCGAUUAAGAUCAUCGGUCGUGAUGACCCUACGCAGGCUGAGAUCCAGCGUGCUCAGAAGGUUCUAGAGAUCCUCCAAGGUCUCAUUAACCUCGAGCACGACAAUCCGUGGGUUCAGUUGAUAUUCUUUUCGUCUCCCAGAGAUAACUUCCAAUGGCCCUCCGCCUGGACGGAGGAGGCGAACGAUGCGGAUGUUGUCAGAUUCCGUGCCGACCGUGUCAGUCGCCCCCUCAAUCCAUCCCAGACGAAAGCUGUGAAGCGGAUGCUCCAGCAGUCGAAUGACGGGCGUCUUACUGUCAUCCAGGGCCCCCCUGGAACCGGUAAGACCACUGUCAUCGCCUCAUUUGUUCAGACUGCCCUUGCCGGUGGACUCUCUGGCAUCUGGCUCAUUGCCCAAUCCAAUGUUGCCGUCAAGAAUAUUGCCGAGAAACUCGCUGACUUUGGCCUGACCAGUUGGAAGCUUCUAGUCUCAAAGGAAUUUUUCGAAUACUGGCAUGAACACCUCUAUGCCAACAUUCGGGCCAAUAUCAUCAUAUCCGAGGACUUCUCUGCGCCAGGUUUUUUUAAGGAGCUCCAGACCACCCCGAUUGUUCUAUGUACCUUGUCUAUGCUAUCAUCUUUCGCUCUUCAAAGGUUUGGAGGUUUUAAAGCUGCGCCACUCAGGACCCUCGUCAUCGACGAAGCGUCCCAAAUUGAGAUUGGUGACUACAUUCCUCUCUUCACCUCUCAUACCUCCAUUAGAAAGGUGUGCUUCAUUGGUGAUGAUAAACAAUUGCCACCCUAUGGUCAGGAUGAUAUCCAGGACCUGAAGAGCAUCUUCGAGGUCAAGCAUCUCAAGGACCACGCCAUUUUUUUAAAUACCCAAUGAUGCCCCCUCAAAUUGGAGGGUUCAUAUCUGAAGCUGUGUAUGACGGCCAACUGGAGUCGAAUCCGUCACACCCCGUCGCGAACGAGAGAAUGGCUUGUCAUUUUGUCAACAUUCCCAGCCAGGAACAGCUACAUGGAACUAGUUGGAAGGUAAACCACUUGAAUUCAGUCACUCGCAGUUGAUCAAUGUCG